Oppiella nova is the source of this 571-nucleotide messenger RNA. The record is from the annotation of a GenBank genome assembly. Lineage: Eukaryota; Metazoa; Arthropoda; Arachnida; Sarcoptiformes; Oppiidae.
UGAGUUUAACUUUUAUUGUGAGCAUUCACUUAACUAAUUAAGUUUGACUUUAAUUUGUGAAGCAACCACACAUUUGACUAAGAUGGGAGCCCUCACGCAAUUGUCUCUGAUCAUAUUUUUUGGAGCUAUAAGCUCAGUCGUGUCGUGGCCUAGCGGUGCCCCAGAAUCGGUCUGCAAUUCGUUGACUCCAAGUCACGGGGAAAGUCAGGCGCGAGGGGCCGACCAAUCGCCGUAUAAUUUGGUUCAAUCGCAUCAGGACUACAACGGCGGCGACAGAAUCAAAGUUACAUUGAACGCUCCUCAGGGCUACUCAUUCCGCGGGCUUAUAGUGCAAGCGUACGAUCCGCACACAAAUGCCGUUAUCGGCAAAUUUGAAGCCGGAAAGGGUCUGAAGACCAUCGACUCGUGCAGUGCUGUCACUCACACCGACAGGAGAGGUAAAAGGUCGGCCACAUUGGUGUGGACGGCGCCCAACUCUGGUAGGGGUAACGUUGCCUUCAGAGCAACAGUCGUCCAGAGAUUUAGUGAUUUCUACACUAAUCUACACUCGAGUGUUAACCCAAAUAACUAA